UCGUUUUGAAGAGUCCCCUUGCAUUAAUCUUAUCUCAAUUUCUUGAAAUAUUGUUACAGAGGAUAUUGACUUGACAUCUCUCCCCGGUUUCUAAUCCUAGAUUGAAUAAGCAACAAUGGCUGCAUCAGUAGCAGCGGCAAAGGAGGUGGUGUGCGUCACAGGAGCCAAUGGGUUCAUCGGUUCCUGGUUGGUCCGGACCCUACUCGACAAAGGCUACGCCAUCCACGCCUCAAUUUUCCCGGGCUCUGAUGAUUCCCACCUCCGUUCCUUCCCAGGCGGCGCCACCACCGACGGCCGCCUUUCUAUCUACGAGGCCGACAUCCUCGACGCUGACGCUGUUUCCAGGGCCGUCGAUGGUUGCUCUGGUGUUUUCCAUGUGGCUUCACCAUGCACCCUAGAGGACCCCAAGAACCCUGAGCUGGAGCUGCUGCGCCCGGCCGUACAGGGAACCCUCAACGUUCUGGAGGCGUCUAGGAAGUUCAAGGUGAGGCGAGUGGUCAUCACGUCGUCCAUCUCCGCCAUCGUCCCCAAUCCCUCCUGGCCCAGCACCAAGCCCUUCGACGAGUCCUCCUGGACCGACCUCGAUUACUGCAAGUCUCGCCAGAAAUGGUAUCCGGUGUCAAAGACAUUGGCGGAGAAAGAAGCCUGGGACUAUGCAACGAGGCAUGGGAUGGACGUGGUGGCAAUCCAUCCAGCCACGUGUUUGGGACCACUUCUACAAUCUAGUUUGAAUGCAAGUUGUGCUGUAUUGCAACAGCUUUUGCAAGGAUCAAAAGAAACACAGGAGUACCACUGGUUGGGUGCAGUACAUGUGAAGGACGUGGCCAAUGCACAGGUUCUGCUCUUUGAGAACCCAUCUUCUUCAGGAAGGUACCUGUGCACCAAUGGAAUCUAUCAGUUUCGUGAUUUUGCUGAAACCGUCUCCAAAAUCUAUCCUGACUUUCCCAUUGACAGGUUUACCGAGGAAACCCAUCCUGGUAUGAUGGGAUGCAAAGAUGCAGCAAAGAGAUUGAUCGAGUUAGGACUGGUCUUUACACCUAUUGAAGAUGCUAUUCGAGACACGGUUGAAAGCCUCAAAGCAAAAGGCUUCCUGAGAUAGGAAAAUCUAUUAUCGUAGACCUUUUACUGCAAUACUUUCAAUUAAAUAUUUUCUUUAGCUAAUGAUGACUUGAAAAAUUAUCCUCAAUGGAAAGUAUUCUUAUGUCGUCAAUCAUUUGUUUUGGUUCUCUUUUAAUAGCUUUUGAGGAAGUGUGGUCCUUGACUCGUUAUAAACGUUUGAUUACACAUCUUUAACCAAUGGAUUUUGGGUUACUGUUUCACCACA
Nelumbo nucifera (sacred lotus) is the source of this 1324-nucleotide messenger RNA. Its product is annotated as NAD(P)-binding Rossmann-fold superfamily protein. Gene Ontology annotation, molecular function: oxidoreductase activity, acting on the CH-OH group of donors, NAD or NADP as acceptor. The record is from RefSeq and is a predicted model, not a curated record. Lineage: Eukaryota; Viridiplantae; Streptophyta; Magnoliopsida; Proteales; Nelumbonaceae.